AUGAUAUCUGAAUCCCUAGGACUUUUUUUGAAUCCGGAUGAAAAGUUUACAGAUAAAAUAGAAGAUAUUUCUAUAGAUAUUCAAAAUAAAAAAAGAAAGUUUGAUUUAAUGAAUCCUACAUAUGAGAAUACAGUAGAGCAAGACAUUGAUAAAGGAGAUGUAUUUAAGUCUAAUACAAAAUAUUUAAAAUAUUCAAAAGAUCAAAAGAAAGCAGCUUCUCAGGAGGAGGAAAAGCAGAGUUUAAUUACAAAAGAAAAUCAAACAAGUUUUGCUAUAGGGCCUAAUUGGAGACCUGCAGGAUGGUUUAAAAUGAAUAAGUAUAAGAGCUUAAAAUUACAAGAUGAGAAGUUUUAUGUUGGAGACUAUGUAUUUAUAAAUAAUUCUGAGGAAAAAUUAUCCGAUAAUUUUGAUUUCAGUCGGUUUUGGAUUGCUAAAUUACUUGAAAUUCGUGCAGAAAAUGGUCAAAAUGUAUGGGUUAUGUGUCAAUGGUAUUAUAAACCUGAAGAACUUCCUGAAGGACGAAAGUAUUAUCAUGGAGAAAUGGAAUUGAUAGAAUCUGAUUAUCAUGAAAUUAUAGCAGCAAAUACGAUUUCAAGCAAAGUUAUUGUCAAGUAUUGGGAUGAAGAAAAAGAAUUUGAGUUUAAUGACGAAAAUGAAAAAAGUGAAAAUACGGAAAAUAAAUUAUCAUUAGAUACACUUGAUGAUAUACCUGAAUUUUAUUGGAGACAACGAUUUGGGGGAGAUUCAACAAAUCCUAAGCUUACACGUUUAACUGCUCUUUGCAAGUGUAAAAAAUACCAUAAUCCUGAUAAAAUAUUAUAUGCUUGUUAUAAUUGCAAAAAUUGGCUACAUGAUGAAUGUCUUCGUAAAAAUUUAAUUAAAAGUGGAGCACCCAAUGAUAUUGAACUUAUUAAUAAAGAAAACCAGCCUUUGUUAGCAAAGAGCAGAAGUACUUUAAAAGAAUAUGAGAUGAAAUGUCUUCUUUGUGAAUCUGUUUUAAUUUGA
Molecule: messenger RNA, 1005 nt
Organism: Pneumocystis jirovecii RU7
Lineage: Eukaryota; Fungi; Ascomycota; Pneumocystomycetes; Pneumocystales; Pneumocystaceae
Exons: 4
Coding region: 1-1005 (334 amino acids)
Molecular function (GO): chromatin binding
Source: RefSeq, a predicted model, not a curated record